This is a messenger RNA of Symsagittifera roscoffensis, 2011 nucleotides long. RefSeq names its product protein c-Fos-like. The coding region runs from base 30 to 1358 and encodes 442 amino acids. Gene Ontology annotation, molecular function: RNA polymerase II cis-regulatory region sequence-specific DNA binding; DNA-binding transcription factor activity, RNA polymerase II-specific. The record is from RefSeq and is a predicted model, not a curated record. NCBI's taxonomy places the organism in Eukaryota, Metazoa, Xenacoelomorpha, Acoela, Convolutidae. Gene Ontology annotation, cellular component: nucleus. Gene Ontology annotation, biological process: regulation of transcription by RNA polymerase II. The transcript is spliced from 2 exons.
UUUGAUUGUGUUCAGCAAGCUUGUUUCCAAUGAAUGGAGCGAAGACCAAUACUUUACUUGGGUCUUCAGAUGAUGCUGUUGAUUUCUCAUCUCCAAUAUCGUCAUCAGAAUCUCUGACUGAAACUACAUCCGCUGAUUUAGAGCUUCUAGCUACUGCAAACUCAAGGUAUCGUCGAAUAGAGGAAUCAGCUCUGACGGACGAGGAGAGGGAACGCUUAAUUUUAAGACGUGAAAGAAACAAACAAGCUGCUGCUCGAUGUCGAAACAGACGACGGGACUUGACUGUUACGCUGGAACAGCAAGCUGCGGAUUGGCAGCAGAAAAACGAAGACCUAGAAACUGAGAUUGCUGCACUAGUGUCACAGAAAGACCAACUCGAAUAUCUUUUGAGCAUGCAUGAGGCGCGAUGUAGUUCCCUUCGAGUAGCGUCACAAUUCAAUCAGAACAGAAAUGAUUUGUUUUCAGUUUCUGGCAAUAGAAAUCUCAAUGAAGUUCCGCGAUCAGUUAAUAUGAAGCAAGUUUCUAAUGCUAACAUAAGGUCUGAAGCUUCGCAGUCAUUAAGACGGCCAAACGAGUCAGAUUAUAAUGCAGAUGUCGACGAGGAUCUCUCCUCCGGAAUAAGUUUUAAACAAGAACCAGAAGAUUUAUCGAUGAAACCAGAUAAUAAAAUGCAACAUUUUCCCGCAAACUUGAUAAUCAAUCCUAUCACAAGUGCAUCUUUGAUUACAAACAAUAAUACCCAUUACUACGUUUCGCAAUAUACAUCCAUUGGAAAUACAGUUGGUUCGAGCUCCAGAUUAUGCCCAUCAAUCACUACAAGUGCAGCAAAAUUUGAUCGACCGUUAUUGGGCGAUGUACCGUAUAAACAGACUCUGUCACCGAGAUCUAAUUUUGCUCAUGACAAUCGCGAAACGAGAAGUGAUCCUUCUCCUACAAUGAUUGUGACACCGCCAAAAAGGCCGAUGCAUAAUCAUCAGCAUAUGAGUUCGCCAAGAUAUUCACCUGCGCAUGGCGCUAGAGUGCAACAGGUUGAGAAAACGCCACCCCAACAACAUUCCAUACAAAGUCCUGGUCGACCCGCAGUUCCAUUGUUGUGUGACUCGCCUAGAGCUAUGCAAAAACAAUCGCAGUAUCAGCUAGUGCAAUAUAACAAGAUUAAUGAGAGCCCCGUUAGGUCGCUACAAGGAAUGUCAUCGCCGGCGAUGCUACGAGGCCCAGGAAGUGAUAAUAGACUGGUUGCCAAUUUCGGAAAUGAUACUGACUCGAGUUCAAAUUCUGUUAUGAUGUUAGAUGAUGGUAACGCUCUGAUCAAUGAGUUCUUCGAAGACGAUGCUGCCAAACAUUUUUCUGCCUUAUGAUGACUUAAUUUCAAGAAAGUGCUGCAAUAUCUAUCUAAGAUUUGUCUUCGUUUUAUCCUUCAACUAACUCAGGUGCUGAACCAUUGCCUAAUGCGUGUUUUACUUAAGGUAGAUCCAAUCAUCAAACCUGCUUGCCUGUGGACUCCAGAGCUUUUCUGUCUAAAUUAUGAACGUAAAGUUUUUUUUUACAGCUUUUGUAAUCUCGCUUUCUACUCAAUUAUUUCAUAAGUUUCAUAAAAAUGAGUUAAAACCUUAAAUUUAUACGUUUUCAUGUUUCAAUAUAUUUGUAGUGCUUUAAAUGACCAAAUGACUUCAACCUUACCAAUGUUAAUAAAAAUCAAGUUUGGCGGCCACCUUACUUCGCUUCUUUGCAAAAAGAAGUUAUACCAGCCAAUUGAGUGUAAAAUUAUUCCGUUGUGCUACAUUUUCAAUGAUGUAUAGAUGGAUACUUUAAAGCCACUUGAAGAAUUUUGAACACAGCGAGAGUAAAUUUUUUUAGUUUUAAUUUAUUUUAUAUCUUCCGUAAAGAAAUUUCGUUUCAUCGUAUCACUGGUGACUGUGAAAAUAUUUUGAUAAUUUAGCUAUUAUAUUUUGUGCCUUAGAAGCUUUAAUGUUUUGUGAUCUUCUGUUAAGUUAAUGUAAUUUUGAUGUUC